AUGGCGUCGUCAAAGUCGCAGGUCGCCUCUCAAAGGCUUGCUUCUCUCAACCGCCAGUUUAGCUCCUCGCCCUCGAAAGCAUUCGAGGUGAAGAAGCUCGGCGUUAUUGGCGCUGGUCAGAUGGGCUUAGGAAUCGCACUUGUCGCCGCUCAAAAAGCCCAAGUUUCGGUUACUCUCGUCGACAACUCGCAACAAUCCCUCGAAAAGGGUCUUGCCUUCGCCGACAAAUUGCUAGCAAAGGAUGUGCAGAAACAAAGGAUCACCGAAGAGAUUGCGAAAGCCACGAGAGAAAGGUUAAAAUCUACGACGAACAUUUCAGAUCUCUCGGACGUGGACAUGGUGAUCGAGGCCGUCCCUGAGAUCCCUUCCCUCAAGGAGAAGAUAUUCGCAGACUUGGCUCAGAUAUGUCCCAAGCACGCUAUUCUGGCCACAAACACGUCGAGCAUCAGUAUCACGCGGAUCGCGAGGGCCACGGCGAAAGAUCCCACAGACACGCAGGCGUCCUCACGGGUGGUGUCUACCCAUUUCAUGAACCCCGUCCCCGUGCAGAAGGGUGUUGAGAUCAUCGCUGGCUUGCAGACCUCUCCAGAGACCGUGACGGCCGCGAUUGCAUUCUGUGAGAAGAUGGGCAAGGUCGCUUCUGUCUCGGCGGACAGCCCGGGAUUCCUGGCGAAUAGGAUUCUGAUGCCGUAUAUCAACGAGGCAAUUAUCUGCCUGGAAACCGGCGUGGGGAACAAGGAAGAUAUUGAUAAUAUCAUGAAGAACGGCACGAACGUGCCCAUGGGUCCGCUCACGCUGGCCGAUUUCAUUGGCCUGGACACUUGCUUGGCCAUCAUGGAGACAUUACAUGCUGGGCUGGGCGACAGCAAGUACCGACCGAGCGUGCUUCUACGGCAAUAUGUGGAUGCUGGGUGGCUGGGAAAGAAAAGUGGAAGAGGAUUUUAUGAGUAUUAG
Messenger RNA from Cladophialophora yegresii CBS 114405, 954 nucleotides. RefSeq names its product 3-hydroxybutyryl-CoA dehydrogenase. Gene Ontology annotation, molecular function: oxidoreductase activity, acting on the CH-OH group of donors, NAD or NADP as acceptor; NAD+ binding. The transcript is spliced from 2 exons. Lineage: Eukaryota; Fungi; Ascomycota; Eurotiomycetes; Chaetothyriales; Herpotrichiellaceae. The record is from RefSeq and is a predicted model, not a curated record. Gene Ontology annotation, biological process: fatty acid metabolic process. Bases 1 to 954 code for a protein of 317 amino acids.